Messenger RNA from Oncorhynchus mykiss (rainbow trout), 5454 nucleotides. The record is from RefSeq and is a predicted model, not a curated record. Lineage: Eukaryota; Metazoa; Chordata; Actinopteri; Salmoniformes; Salmonidae.
AUACAUCGCUGAAUAUUAGCUUGAUUUAAACCUCCCCCUGCACUGCUCGCUACAGACGGUCAAGCAGCAAAAGCUGCAGAGACCAGCCCAAUGGGACAGGCACUCCGUCAAUGUACUUCAUUGUUUGCCCGGAGGAGCUGUGUGCGGGAAAACUAGUACAGUACUCUUGCUUACGUUUUUAUCCAUAGGUUCUCUACCGUUAUUUUAUACCAGUGGUCUCUACGCGUGAUUUUUGAUUAUUCAUCCUGCAACUUUCACUUAUGAUUGGCGAUUAUGGGGCAAACGUGUGGUUUCUCUCUGGGAAACAUCGUUUUGGUCCUCCUGCUGUUGUGUGAAGGGUCAGUUGGGCUCUACUUCCCCCAGAAUCAGUACAAGGAGACUGUGUACGUCGGGCAGUCUGCAGGGACACCCGUGCUCCAGGUCCACGCCAUGGUGGAGAGCGACUCUCAACGGCCCCACUUCUACCUGUGCUACCUGAGGCCUCCAACCUAUGCCCCAUGGUUCCACCUGGACGAGACCACAGGGAUACUCUCCAUGAAUAAGACCCUGGAGUGGAGCGACUUUGACUCUGCAUAUAAGUUUUGGAAGCUGCCGCUGAGUGUCAUUGCUGCGACCAGACCGUUGAAGAAGUUCCUCUGUGGCCUCGGCCACCCCACCGUACAAGUCAGCCUGACCUUCAUCAAUGACACGGCGCCACCGUGUGGCCAGACCAGACCAGAGCUGAAGAAACUGUGCUUCCCUGACAAAGACCUGAGCUCCCACAUCAAGGAGAACAGGUUCCCCGGGGCCCUCCGCCAGCUCAGACAGCUCACCAGGCUUAACGUCUGCCCCAACUACACCAUCUCCUACAGUGUAGAAUCCGAUGUUCCGGCCCCAUUCGCUGUGAAUGAAAACACCACUGAGUUGGUAGUGACUGCGCCGUUGGACCGCGAGGAGAGCGAGACAUACAGUCCCAUGCUGAUCUGCACAGUGCAGACUGACACAAUGGUAGACACCUUUUUUGUUACACUGCAUAUCAACGUCUACGACGAGGACGACAAUGCGCCGUAUGUCAGUGGAACAGACACAGAGGACGUGGUGCUGGAAUUUGAUCGCAAGCAGGGAAGUUCUUUUGGCAACUUGGUUGUCUAUGAUAGAGACACAACACCCAGGUAUCCCAAAUCCCAGAGUCAGAAUAGAUUUGUCGGAAAUAUGAUGACCAAUGACUCAUGGAUAAAUGAAAUGUUCACCAUAGAGUACUCUUUCAAAGAAGAGAAGGCCAUUUUUGGCAACGUCCGAGGCACUGUUCAUGAGUUCCGGCUUGCACUGAAGAAGAAUUUGUCUGUAACCGAAAAUAGGACCUUCCAGCUGGAUUACCUGGUCAAUGACACUACAUACCCCGGUCCAGAGGGAACUGUGAUGCUGCACUACAAUAUCACCGUCUUACCUGUCCCCAUUCUCUUCACCAAUGUGACAUACCUCUUCGCACUAACACGUAAAGCUAAUGUCUACUCCCAGGUCGGUAGGAUUUGUGUGGACAACAGCCUGAAGUUCCAGGGCAUCAAUGUCACAUACCGGCUAGUAGUAGCAGAGAAAACAGGGAAUGUGUCCGACGACGUGCAGUCAUGCUACGCUGCGAUUAGCAUCGCACAGAGCCUCAAGGACAUGGUGGGGGUGCUAUAUGUGAACGACACAGAGGCGCUUCGCAGGCCAGAGUGCCAGGACCUGCAGUAUGUGGUUAUUGCUCAAGAGCAACAGAAUCUGCUGCAGGCUAGCACUCAGAUCCUCGUUGUGCUCGAUAGCGAUAUUGAUAAGCAGGGCCUAGAGGACCAGCAGUUCCUCUCCUGUGCAAAGGGAAGACAUCGUGGGGAUUGUGAGACCAUCAGAGGCCUGGGGGCAACCACAGGGAGGUGCCAAUGGAGACAGGGCUCUGCAAAAGGAAUAUCAGAAAGUUAUUCCACCUGCUCCCCUGACCUCCGCACGUGCCCUGAUGGCUUUUGUGAUGCAGUUGAAAGCAAAGACGCAUCAAUAUGUCCUCAGGAUUGUACACUUGAACCCGUUAUAGGUGGUCAUGAGAAGGGCAUCAUGUCUGGCAUUAGAGCUGGCCAUGGAACCUGCUACUGCUACUCUGAAAAAUGCUUCUGUGAGAAGGAUGAUAUAGAGGAGGCCAUGUGUGACGAGGUCUGCAAGACCAUCAUUGCCACUGCCGUGCUGCUCUCCUUCAUCGUCUCCAUUCUCCUGUCCUCCUACUUCAUCCAUCGUUACCACAAGAACUCCCCCAAGCCGCCCAUAACCUCGGCUGAGAUGACCUUCCGGCGGCCCGCACAAUCCUACCCAAUCAGCUACUCUGCUAACAACAUGCGCCGUGGCUCGUUGGACUCCAUGGAGAACCAAGUAGCCAUUGACACCUUCAAAAUACCUGAGGAUCCCAAAUGGGAAUUUCCACGCAAAAACCUGGUGCUGGGCAAAACGUUAGGAGAAGGGGAGUUUGGGAAGGUUGUCAAGGCGACUGCAUUCCGGCUGAAAGGAAAGGCUGGUUACACCACAGUAGCUGUGAAAAUGCUUAAAGACCACGCCUCACAUAGUGAACUGCGGGACCUCCUGUCAGAAUUCACCUUACUGAAGCAAGUCAACCAUCCACACGUCAUCAAGAUGUACGGAGCCUGCAGCCAGGAUGGUCCAAUGUAUCUGAUUGUAGAAUAUGCCAAAUAUGGGUCACUGCGCAACUUCCUGCGUGAGAGCCGAAAGGUGGGACCCAGCUACAUGUCAGGCAACGAUGCCAACCGCAACUCGAGCUACCUGGAGAAUCCAGAUGAGAGGGCACUCACCAUGGGCGACCUGAUCUCUUUCACCUGGCAGAUCUCCAGGGGCAUGCAGUACCUGGCUGAAAUGAAGCUUGUUCACAGGGACCUCGCUGCAAGAAAUGUCCUAGUUGCGGAGGGCCGUAAGAUGAAGAUUUCAGACUUUGGUUUGUCCCGGGACGUGUAUGAGGAAGACUCAUAUGUGAAGAGGAGCAAGGGUCGAAUCCCAGUGAAAUGGAUGGCAAUAGAAUCCUUGUUUGAUCACAUUUACACAACACAAAGUGACGUCUGGUCCUUUGGUGUGCUGUUGUGGGAGAUUGUGACACUGGGUGGAAACCCGUACCCAGGCAUCGCCCCUGAACGCCUCUUUAACCUCCUCAAGACUGGCUACAGGAUGGAGAAACCAGAAAACUGUACUGAGGAAAUGUAUAAUCUGAUGCUUCGAUGCUGGAAACAGGAGUCAAACAAAAGGCCCAUAUUCAUAGACAUCAGCAAAGAACUGGAGAAGAUGAUGGUGAAAAACCGGGAUUACCUGGACCUGGCAGCGUCUACGCCAGCCGACGCCCUACUGUACGACGACGCCCUCUCCGAAGAGGACACACCCCUAGUGGACAGCAAUAAUGCCCCUCUCCCUCGAACCAUUCCCUCCACAUGGAUUGAAAACAAGCUCUAUGGUAGAAUCUCCCAUGCAUUUACUCGAUUUUAGUGACAGGACACAUAAGCUUUUGACAUGCUGUGAUUGGCUUCCUGUAGUGUGUGACUGUGAUCUAGGCAUGCUUCAUGAAAAAGUCUCCCAUUUCUUAGGAAAUGAGAGUCAGUGGGAAAGGAGAAUCUUGUGUCUGAUGAUCACUAUUUGGACCUGCUUCUGAUGUACAUUCAACCUGACCAAAAUAUUGACACUUUUGUAAAUAGUAAACAUUUCCAUAAUUCCCUUAUAUGACAUAUUGUAAUCCACAUUCAAUCCUACGUAUUGAUUUUAUAUUAGGAAACAUACGUUUUGGACGGCAUAAACAUUUUCAAAAAACAUUCCAACACCCGCAAUUUUUUAUUAAUUUGGAAAAAGCUGUUCAAAAACAGUUUGACAUUUGAAACAGGGCCUUGCUGAAUCAAUCAUUAUCUAUUACAUUUGGAUUCCAGACUGUCUUAAGUUAUCUGAAUUGUUUGUGUGUAAAUAGGCUACCUAUUAAGCAUAAUGUAAGCGUACAGUAAGUCUUUUGAAAUCAACUUUUGGCUAACAUUGACAAAACAAUACUUUGUAAAAGUAUUUUCAUAAGAAAUUCCCAAACAAAUCCUAUAGAUCCUAAGCACUUCCAGUUGAUAGUUCAUAAAAGUAUUUAGCAAUAAGAUGGCUGCCAGUGACUUAGUUACCAUGAACAAACAGUGACUUAGUUACCAUGAACAAACAGUGACUUGGUGACCAUGGUGUCCUGUUACAGUGACGCAAUUCUUGUAUCUGCUUUAUGUGGACAUCAGUUAUCAAUGGUGCGUGAGCCAAGGAUAACAUUUAGAGGUCAUGACAUACAUUACCAAUAAUGUAAUUGUUGCUAAUUGUCUUUUGAAUCUUAUUCAAUCAAUCCAGUAUAUUUUCUCGGUUAAACUAUACAGGAACCAUGGACACCAUUAUUGUCUGUGAAGUGAUUUCUGCAUAGGAUUCUAAAUGUAUAGCCUUCUCAUGGUCCUAUGUCAAACAACCAUCUAUAAUUCACUUCUGAAAAAAUGCAUUCUGUCCAAAAUUUGAGGGAGCCUUUACUGUCUGCACUCUUUUUCUUAACUCGGUGCAGAAAAAUGAUAUGUUCUCGUUUUUAGGCAUGUCAUACCCGAACUGGCCUGAGAAGAGCCCCGUACUGCUCAACAGACUUGAUGCCACUAACCCAGUCUUUACAAGAUAUGCCAAUGAUAGCGUUUAUGCAAACUGGAUGGCUUUGCCUUCACCCGCAAAAAUUGUGGAGAAGAUUGAUAGUUAAAAGCAAAAACCAUUGUCGAAAAUAAAGAUUCCUAAUGGGGUAGAUGUGUAUAUUUAUAUAAAACUGUACAUAUACAAUCUAAAGUUGGUGCCCUUUCAUUUCUGUUGCACGGGGUAUUCCAAGUUAAAACUGGGGGAUUUCAAAAGUGCAUUUGCUGAAAAAUGGCUGGAAUUACAUAGACCGUGUUUCAAGCAGCUCUUCGGUAUGUUAAUCAUUACCUCAAAGUCAUGUUGGCCAAGUAUCAUUGCAUGACCGUGUACCAGGUUGUAUGUCAAUGUUAAUGUCUUUCAAGUGCCUGUGCCGCUUCUACGAUAGCCUCCAAUUAGUAGUGUACGACUGUGAAGAUGUUGUUUCCAGACCAGAAAUUAAAGGGGACUUCUUUACCGUCACCUGUCCUAUAAUGGUAGACCUGUGAGGUUAAGAUGGACAAAGAGUGGACACUGAGUUCAUCUAGAAAAACGGCAAAGUUUCUACUUCAUAUGAUCAUGUUCUUUGAAAUGUAAAAGCCACUUUUGUCUUUCCACUUUAAUAGAAUGUGGGCAUGUUCGGUGUCAAAGCUGCAGCUCACCAUUUGAUUCCUCGUAAUGGCAAUCUUUGUGCAACAGUUAGCUAGGAUUUUUGAAAACAAAUGAGUGUUAUCAAUUGUUGUUUUAUCAUUACGUGAUUAUGUUGCAAUCAAUAAAAGUUCAAAUAUAUGCGAUCUAUUUAUA